This is a messenger RNA of Saprolegnia diclina VS20, 1047 nucleotides long. RefSeq lists its product as hypothetical. The coding region runs from base 1 to 1047 and encodes 348 amino acids. Lineage: Eukaryota; Oomycota; Saprolegniomycetes; Saprolegniales; Saprolegniaceae. The record is from RefSeq and is a predicted model, not a curated record. The transcript has 6 exons.
AUGGAGCUGAGCGCGGACGACAAGGCUGCGUUUUGCGAUGACCUCCGCUUUGCGAUUGCGCAGCUCGAGCCCGUCGCGCUCGGGAAGAAGAGCACGCUCGAGGUCAAGAACCUCGUCGACGCGUACGCGGUCUUUGGGUACCACAGCGACGACAUCAUCGACCCGCGCGACCAGCUCGUCAUGUUCACGCGCAUUCGCAACGAAAUGAUGAGCAUAUUGCAUUCGAUGACGAGCAAGGGAAAGUACACGAACGCGAUCAUCAUGCGGGACCGGCUGCGCACGAUCAAAGCCGACUUUAUCGCGCUCCAGACCACGUACGAAAAGCGCCGGCAAGGUAUUGAGAACGGCCACUUUGCUGAUGCCGUCUCGCUCGUGCGCGACCAGCACGAAAAAAAGUGGCUCGCGAAACAGCGCGACGUCGAAGCCGACUGCAAUGUGCGGCGGCAGGAGCUGGCCAAGACGCAGCAGAUCCAGACGCGCCAGCUGGAAGACUACCUCGACCGACUGCCAGACCCGCACGUCAAGUACUCGCGGACACUCCUCGAGCUCAAAAACUCCGAGUACUACCUCUCGAAACUCCAGCUCUUUGAACAGGCCAAGAACGUCUACACGCGCGCCGACGCAAUGGAGAAGUUUGAAAAGACCAAGUGCGCUCAAGAACACCACCGGGCCAAACAAAAGCAGCGCGAUGACCUCCGUGUGCAGCACGAGAUUGAGCGCCGGCAGCUCGAAGAAGUUCUCACGGAGAAGAAGUACGGCAGCUACCGCGCCCAGGACUGGGACACAAAACGCGAGGCGCAGCGCCUCAAGAGCUUGAAGCGCGACAUGCACCACUCGCACACGCUUGAGCUCCAGAAGCCCCCGGAAUUUUCAACCCACCCCCUCAGCGCGCCGCGCGUCAACUACCAAGCAACGUCGAGCUCGUAUGGGGGCCAACACUUUCUCGGGGCGGUCCGCGGCGCGCGAUUACAAGUGCAGAGCCUCUGUGCCCUCCACGACGCCGAAGAAAGCGGACCGCUCCCGUCCGGCUCGAUCGUGUACCAUUAA